Messenger RNA from Thecamonas trahens ATCC 50062, 1864 nucleotides. RefSeq names its product 4-hydroxybenzoate polyprenyl transferase. Gene Ontology annotation, cellular component: mitochondrial inner membrane. The record is from RefSeq and is a predicted model, not a curated record. NCBI's taxonomy places the organism in Eukaryota, Apusomonadida, Apusomonadidae. Gene Ontology annotation, molecular function: 4-hydroxybenzoate polyprenyltransferase activity. Gene Ontology annotation, biological process: ubiquinone biosynthetic process. The transcript is spliced from 2 exons. Bases 1 to 1014 code for a protein of 337 amino acids.
AUGUCGGCAGGAUGGGGAGCUGCGGCGGUGGUGGUGGCGGCGUGCGUGACGCGUUGCCGGCGCGGGGUGGCGUACAACGCGCUGGAUCCACCGGCGGUCUCGUGGGUGGCCAAAAGCCCCAAGUGGAUGCAGCCGUACCUGCGACUGUCGCGUGCAGAUCGGCCGAUUGGGACAUGGCUGCUGAUGUGGCCGUGUACGUGGUCGCUGACGCUUGCGGCGGCAGCGGACGGCCUGCCGGAGGCGCUGCCGGCCCUGGUGAGCAACGUGGCGCUGUUUGGCGCAGGUGCACUCAUCAUGCGCUCGGCGGGUUGCGUGGUCAACGACAUGUGGGAUGCCGAGCUGGAUCGAAGCGUAGAGCGGACACGUGACCGUCCGCUGGCGUCGGGCGAGCUGACCCGCAGGCAGGCGGCGGCGUACGUGGUCGGGCACGGCUUUGCCGGGCUCGGCAUUCUCGCGCAGUAUGAUUUGUCGACGAUUGCGCUUGGGGCGUCGUCGCUUGGGCUUGUAGUGGCAUAUCCAUACAUGAAGCGGAUCACGUACUGGCCGCAGCUCUUUCUGGGCCUCACCUUUAACUGGGGCGUGUGGCUCGGGUAUGCCGCGCAGUCGGGCUCCGCAUUGGGCAUGCCGUUCGAGGUUCUCGCGCCGCUGUACGGGUCUGGAGUGGCGUGGACGCUUCUGUACGACACAAUCUACGCGCGUUCCGACAUGAAGGACGAUGUCAAGGUCGGGAUCAAGUCGUCUGCGCUGGCGACGGCGCAUGCGCCGCGGGCAUACCUGGGCGCGUUUGCGGCGGCGUCCACCGGCUUGCUCGCGGUGUCGGGGGUGAUGGCGGGGCUGGGCGCGCCGUUCUUUGCGCUGUCGGUUGUGGGCGGCGGGGCCCACCUUGCGUGGCAGGUGGCGAGCCUCCAGUUGGACUCGGCGACUGACGCCGUGGCCAAGUUCCGGGCCAACUCGCAGUAUGGGGCGCUGGUGGCGUCGGGCUUUGUGGCGGACGCGCUGGUGUCUGCGCUGUGAUGCAGUUUAGAGGCGGCGCCGACUCAAGCGACGCCGAGAUGAACCUUGACCAGGGAAAUGAGGUCCGCCUUCUUGGCGCGUGCCGGAAUGGCGAUCCCCUCGGAGUUGAGGUAGUCGCGGAGGGUGGCGACGGUGGCCUUGCCCAGCUUGCCCUGGUUGGCGAGCGUGAGCCAGUCGAGCGGCUGCGCGGGCUUGGAGCGCUUUGCGGCGGGGCCGGCGGCUGAGGAAGUGGCCUUGCGCUUACGGCUGGGAACAGCCUUUGUGGGCGGGACGUAGUCCGGAGGGUAGACCGCGGCAGCAAAGCCAUUGAUCUCUUCGGCAAAGUCGGCCAUGGCCUCCUCGUCGGGCAUGACGGCGUCCUCGACCUCGCCAACGUCGUCGCGCUGGAGGGCCAUGGACUCGAGCGCAGUGAGGUGGCGCUGGAUGGCAGGGUCGGCAAAGGCGUCGGUGUCAAACUCCUCGAGGUCGAUGCUGGUGACGACGGCCUUUGCGGCGUUGACUUGCUGGGCUGUGGGCGGCGGCAGGUCACGACCUGAGAUGGCGAGGUCACGGAUGUCGUCGGCGUACGGCAGGGUGACGAGAUGCAUGCCCGGGCCUUGAAUCAUGACGCGGGUCUCGGGAUUGCGAACCUCGGGCUGCGGGAGGAGGGCAACAAAGCGGGGCUCGCCGCCGGCCUGGGUGAUGAGGCGGCAGAUGGCGAUCUUGUCUUUGGCAAUCAUGCGGUCGUGGAGAGCGGCAAAUGCGCGGGUUGAGCCGGAGAUGUUCUUCUCGUGGGGAUAGACAAACUGCGCGGUGCGGAGGUUGUGGUGCUUUGCGAGCGCGGACCGCGGCUUAAAUCCCAUGAGUGUGA